AUGGAUUUGCUCCUAAAAAGUCAGGACGUAGUAGAAAAGUGUUCGGAGUGCGCCCAUAUUUCCGGCAUACGACGUCUUGCCGAAAUAGUUCUUGUCGGAGGAACCUUGAAAAUACCGAAGCUGCAGAAACUAUUGGCGGAUUUAGUCGGUGGAACGAAUAUCCGCAAGAACAUCGACCCUGUUAAGGCGAUCUCGUUCGGGGCCCACCUCUGCAAAGACACUCAGCUCAAUAGGGUUGCGAAAAUAAGGCUUCUUGAUUUCAUGCAUGCGAACAUCGGAAUCAAGACCAGAGGAGGAGGGUCGGUGGAGGUUUUGAUCCCGGAGAAGACGGUGAUUCCGGCAAAGACAGAGCAGUUUCUGACCACUUGCUUCGAUAGUCAGUCGAAUAUGCAGAUUCGAUUGUUUCACGGUUCGAGGGUUCCUAUGGACACGAACAACAGUAGUAAAAUAACGGAGCGGAACUGGAGAAUUCCAGUGGCCCCACAGGGCACCGCACGGGUGAAACUGCGGAUCGAAAUCGAUUAUCUCACUUUGUCUGUGUUUAUUAUGGACAACCUUAUUUUCGAGACUACUAAUCUGUGUGGGGCUCCAAGGUGA
This is a messenger RNA of Erythranthe guttata (spotted monkey flower), 597 nucleotides long. Lineage: Eukaryota; Viridiplantae; Streptophyta; Magnoliopsida; Lamiales; Phrymaceae. The record is from RefSeq and is a predicted model, not a curated record.